AUGCACGCUUCUGCCAUUGCUCCCGUCUCCUUCAAGAAGGACAACACCCCGAAGAGCCCCAACAUCUCGUCGGGUGGUGUCGGCUGCACCCUCAUGAACUCCAUCGACCGCGAGGAGCUCGUCAACUUCGGCGGCGCCAUCUCGUCCGGCGGCGUUGGCUGCACUGUCAUGAACUCCCUCGAGCAGGACGAGCUCGUCGACUUUGGUGGCGCCAUCUCCUCCGGCGGUGUCGGCUGCACUGUCAUGUAA
This is a messenger RNA of Lasiodiplodia theobromae, 249 nucleotides long. RefSeq lists its product as uncharacterized. The transcript has a single exon. NCBI's taxonomy places the organism in Eukaryota, Fungi, Ascomycota, Dothideomycetes, Botryosphaeriales, Botryosphaeriaceae. The record is from RefSeq and is a predicted model, not a curated record. Bases 1 to 249 code for a protein of 82 amino acids.